GACCCUCAGAAGUCAUUUACUCGUCGAUGAAUAUCUCGUUAGUCUCGAAAUACUUCUCUUGAGGAAGAGCCAACAUGUCGGGGUCCCUUCCAUCUUUCAGUCGGGCCGCCCGAAGAUUGGUCUCAUCAUCGAAUAGCUUUGGAGCGAAAAGCAUACUCGCAUCCUCAUUUCACACAUCGAUCAGACCACUGUCUCAUACAAAGGUGCUCACUCGAGCGCAGCUAGUUUCAUCAACAUGUCGACAAGCGCGAAGCUUCUCGUCGUCCAACGCACGGCCGAAUGUGCAAAAGGCCAAGCUAUACAAUCGCACAGGUGUACGUAUAGCCGCUCGCGGUAUGUCUCCACUCCAGAGUCUUGCUCUCUGACAAUUUCUAUGGGAUAGCCCUUCUCACUCAGAUCAGCCAUCCUCUUCGUCAGCGUGGGAGCAUGUAUGGUGUUCUAUUUCCGGUAUGAGAAGGCGAGAUUGGAAAGAAAGAGAAUUGUGGAAAUGAGCAAAGGAUACGGCAAGCCCAAGGUCGGAGGUCCCUUUACACUGAAGGAUACCGAAGGCAAUGAUGCUACGGAGAAGAUUUUACUGGGCAAAUACUCCAUGAUAUAUUUCGGCUUCAGCCACUGUCCCGACAUCUGUCCCGACGAGCUCGACAAGAUGGGGCUUGCGAUUGACAUUAUCCAAGAAAAGGCUCCGAAUUGCCUACAAUCAAUAUUCAUCUCUUGCGACCCGAACCGCGAUACCCCGGAGGUGCUCCGAGCAUACCUGGACGAAUUCCAUCCGUCGAUUAAGGGUCUGGUGGGGACCUGGGAGCAAACCAAAGAUGUGUGUAAACAAUAUCGUGUAUACUUCUCAACACCGCCGGAACUCAAGCCGGGAGAGGAGGACUACCUAGUGGACCACAGUAUCUACUUCUAUGUGAUGGACCCGGAAGGUGAUUUUGUGGAGUGUAUUGGUCGACAAGACACGCCGGAGAGUGCGGCAGCGAUCGUGCUGGACCACAUCAAGGACUGGACCAAGGAAAAGAAGCCAAUUGACAGAACACCUUUACCGUAUAUCGCUGAGCAGAACUUGGCCAAAGAGCAAGCAGCCAAGGAGAUGGCCGCAAAGGGGAAAGCGUGAGCGUGAGUGUCAAGGAAACAGGUGAGGAUGAGGAUAGAUUUGGCCUCAUUUGGGCAAAAUGGCUUGUACAAUGGACGACAUGGCGUGGACCAAAGGAUUUAUGUCGCUGGACUUGCUCAACUCCACUUCUCUAGACAAUGAUUGUAUAGGAUGCUACUGUAUCAUAUCAUAAUUGAAUGAUUGAAGCUGUACCAACAAGAAA
Messenger RNA from Exophiala mesophila, 1313 nucleotides. RefSeq lists its product as hypothetical. The coding region runs from base 431 to 1111 and encodes 226 amino acids. Gene Ontology annotation, biological process: mitochondrial respiratory chain complex IV assembly; intracellular copper ion homeostasis. Lineage: Eukaryota; Fungi; Ascomycota; Eurotiomycetes; Chaetothyriales; Herpotrichiellaceae. Gene Ontology annotation, molecular function: copper chaperone activity; copper ion binding. The transcript is spliced from 2 exons. Gene Ontology annotation, cellular component: mitochondrial inner membrane. The record is from RefSeq and is a predicted model, not a curated record.